AUGGCAUCAAAGCUCGAAGGCGAUCUUACCUGUCCUGUGUGCCGAGUCAUCUACAAGGAUCCUGUCAUACUGACGUGUGCUCACAGUGUGUGUAAGGCCUGUCUGCAGCAGUUCUGGGAGAAGAAAGGAUCCAGAGAAUGCCCCUCCUGCAGGAGGAAAUGCUCAAAAGACUUGCAUCUUCCCAACAUGGCGUUAAGAAACCUGUGCGAGUCCUUCUUACAGGAAAGGAGUCAGAGAGCUUCAGCAGGGUCUGAGGUGAUCUGCCUUCAGCACAGUGAGAAACUCAAGCUCUUCUGUCUGGACGAUAAAGAAACUGUGUGUUUGAUCUGUCGAGACUCAAAGAAACAUCAAAAUCACAAGUUCAGUCCCGUAGAUGAAGCAGCACUUGAACGCAAGGGGGAGCUCAAGAUCAAACUGCAUUCCUUAAAGGUGAAACUGAAGGCAUUUGAAGAAGUGAAACUCCUCUGUGACCAAACAGCUGCUCACAAUAAGAGUCAGGUCCAUAACACUGAGAAGCAGAUCAAUGAGGAGUUUGAGAAGCUUCACCAGUUUCUGCGAGAUGAAGAGGCAGCCAGGAUAGCUGCACUGAGGGAGGAAGAGGUGCAGAAGAGUCAGAUGAUGAAGGAGAAGAUCGAGAAGAUGAGGAGAGAGAUCUCAUCUCUAUCAGAAUCAAUCAGAGCCAUAGAAGAGGAGAUGAAAGCUGAUGAUGUCACAUUCCUCCAGAACUACAAGAGCAUGUUGAAAAGAGCCCAGCGCACACAGCAGGAUCCAGAGAGGCUUUCAGGAACUCUGAUCAAUGUGGCAAAGCACCUGGGCAACCUGAAGUUCAGAGUCUGGGAGAAGAUGCAGGAGAUUGUUCAAUUCACCCCUGUUACUCUGGACCCCAACACUGCACACCCACAACUGAUCAUAUCUGAGGAUCUGACCAGUGUGAGGCUUGGUGGUGAGAGACAGCAGCUUCCUGGUAACCCAGAGAGAUUUGACCUGGGUCGCUUUGUCCUGGGCUCAGAGGGUUUUAACUCAGGGACUCACGGCUGGGAUGUGGAGGUUGGGGACAACACGUGGUGGACUGUGCACCUAUCUGUAGCUCUCCUCAUAGAGGUGUGA
This is a messenger RNA of Engraulis encrasicolus (European anchovy), 1107 nucleotides long. RefSeq names its product zinc-binding protein A33-like. Lineage: Eukaryota; Metazoa; Chordata; Actinopteri; Clupeiformes; Engraulidae. The coding region runs from base 1 to 1107 and encodes 368 amino acids. Gene Ontology annotation, biological process: protein ubiquitination. Gene Ontology annotation, cellular component: cytoplasm. Gene Ontology annotation, molecular function: ubiquitin protein ligase activity; zinc ion binding. The record is from RefSeq and is a predicted model, not a curated record. The transcript is spliced from 7 exons.